GAACACGUCCGUCUCUUCUCCGCUCACUCCUUCACUGUAUACUCAUACACAUCACCAAACAAACCAAUUCCAUCAAAUACCUUACAUUACCGUCAAAAUGGUCAAAGCCGUCGCCGUCCUCCGUGGAGACUCCAACGUCAAGGGCACCGUCACCUUCGAGCAGGAGAACGAGUCCUCGCCCACCAAGAUCUCAUGGGACAUCACCGGCAACGACGCCAACGCUGAGCGUGGCAUGCACGUCCACGCUUUCGGUGACAACACCAACGGCUGCACCAGCGCUGGACCUCACUUCAACCCCCACAACAAGACCCACGGCGCACCCGAAGACGAGGAGCGCCACGUCGGUGACUUGGGUAACUUCAAGACCGACGGCCAGGGCAAUGCCCAGGGAAGCGUUUCGGACAAGCUGAUCAAGUUGAUUGGCUCUGAGAGCGUUAUUGGCCGCACCAUCGUUGUGCACGGUGGCACUGACGACCUCGGCAGGGGCGGACACGAGGAGUCCAAGAAGACUGGUAACGCUGGCCCUCGUCCUGCUUGCGGUGUCAUUGGUAUCUCCAACUAGAUGCGGCAGCAGAGUUAUCGUCGAGAAUGGUAAUGUGCGCCAGCAGCCUGGGCACUAGAAAUUAGGGAGGGGAUGCGUAUCUUUCAUGUAGCGUAUAGCUCGUACAAAAGAAACACUUCGCCUCAUUACAU
Parastagonospora nodorum SN15 is the source of this 693-nucleotide messenger RNA. RefSeq lists its product as hypothetical. Gene Ontology annotation, molecular function: copper ion binding; superoxide dismutase activity. The transcript has 4 exons. Gene Ontology annotation, biological process: removal of superoxide radicals. Lineage: Eukaryota; Fungi; Ascomycota; Dothideomycetes; Pleosporales; Phaeosphaeriaceae. The coding region runs from base 98 to 562 and encodes 154 amino acids. The record is from RefSeq and is a predicted model, not a curated record.